GCUAGGAGCGAGGGCGGGCGGGCGAGCGAGCGAGGCCGGCGUCCUCUCUGGAGACGCCCGGGGCCGGGGUCCAAGCUGAGGCGGGACCAACUUCAUCAGCUUGCAGAAACUGUAUUCAUCCAGUGACCCAUGAGGGAAUGAAAAACUUCCACUUGUGGAUUAUUAAGAAGAAAGCAAACCCAGUUUUGAUUUAGAUAUAAUUCUUCUUGUAUGAUGAAUUAAGGGAAAAGAACAUCAAGUCUUCAGGCAUGGAGAGCAGUCUGUCAGUUUCCAAUAUGCAAGACCCUUCCUCCUCUUCUGUGGAAAAGCAUGUCGAUUCAGCUAAUGGGAAUGGAGACCUCGAUUCAGAAGAAGGCUCCAGCUUGGAAGAAACUGGCUUUAACUGGGGAGACUAUUUGGAGGAGACAGGUGCCAGGGCAGCCCCUCACGCAUCCUUUAAGCAUGUUGAAAUCAGCAUUCAGAGCAACUUCCAGCCAGGAAUGAAGUUGGAGGUGGCCAACAAGAACAACCCGGACACAUACUGGGUGGCCACGAUCAUCACCACCUGCGGGCAGCUGUUGCUGCUGCGCUACUGUGGUUACGGGGAGGACCGCAGGGCUGACUUCUGGUGUGACGUGGUCAUUGCUGAUCUGCACCCCGUGGGGUGGUGCACACAGAACAACAAGGUGUUGAUGCCCCCAGACGCAAUCAAAGAGAAGUACACAGACUGGACAGAGUUCCUCAUACGUGAUUUGACUGGCUCUCGGACAGCGCCUGCCAACCUACUGGAAGGUCCUCUGCGAGGGAAAGGCCCUAUAGACCUCAUUACAGUUGAUUCCUUAAUAGAACUUCAGGAUUCUCAGAACCCUUUUCAGUACUGGAUAGUUAGUGUGAUUGAAAAUGUUGGAGGAAGAUUACGCCUUCGCUAUGUGGGAUUGGAGGACACUGAAUCCUAUGACCAGUGGUUGUUUUACUUGGAUUACAGACUUCGACCAGUUGGUUGGUGUCAAGAGAAUAAAUACAGAAUGGACCCUCCUUCAGAGAUCUAUCCUUUGAAGAUGACCUCUGAGUGGAAGUGUGCUCUGGAAAAAUCCCUUAUUGCUGCUGCAGAGUUUCCUCUUCCAAUGGAAGUAUUUAAGGAUCAUGCAGAUUUGCGAAGCCAUUUCUUCACAGUCGGGAUGAAGCUAGAGACAGUGAAUAUGAGUGAGCCCUUUCACAUCUGUCCUGCAUCAGUGACCAAGGUUUUCAACAAUCAUUUUUUUCAAGUGACUAUUGAUGACCUAAGGCCAGAACCUAGUACACUCUCAAUGCUGUGCCAUGUGGAUUCUUUGGGGAUUUUGCCAGCACAAUGGUGCCUUAAGAAUGGAGUCCAUCUCACUCCUCCCAAAGGAUACUCUGGUCAGGACUUCGACUGGGCAGAUUAUUACAAGCAGCAUGGGGCGGAAGAAGCACCUCCCUUCUGCUUCAGAAAUACAUCGUUCAGUCGGGGGUUCACUAAGAACAUGAAACUGGAAGCUGUGAACCCCAGGAACCCAGGAGAACUCUGUGUGGCCUCUGUGGUCAGUGUGAAGGGGCGGCUGAUGUGGCUGCACUUGGAAGGCCUGCAGACCCCUGUUCCAGAGGUCAUUGUUGAUGUGGAAUCCAUGGACAUCUUCCCAGUGGGCUGGUGUGAAGCAAAUUCUUACCCUUUGACUACACCCCACAAGACAGUCUCACAAAAGAAGAGAAAGAUUGCAGUUGUACAGCCAGAAAAGCAAUUGCCAUCCACAGUGCCUGUUGAGAAAAUACCUCAUGACCUUUGCUUAUUCCCCCACCUGGACAUGACAGGACCUGGCAAUGGGAAGUACUGCUGCCCGCGGCUGUUCAUCAACCACCGGUGUUUCUCGGGCCCAUACCUGAACAAGGGCCGGAUCGCGGAGCUGCCGCAGUCGGUGGGGCCCGGCAAGUGUGUGCUGGUUCUUAAGGAGGUUCUUAGCAUGAUCAUCAACGCAGCCUAUAAGCCUGGAAGGGUAUUAAGAGAGUUACAACUGGUGGAAGAUCCAUACUGGAAUUUUCAGGAGGAGACACUGAAGGCAAAAUACAGAGGAAAAACCUACAGAGCUGUGGUCAAGAUCGUGCGAACCUCUGACCAGGUAGCGAACUUCUGCCGACGCGUGUGUGCCAAGCUAGAGUGCUGUCCAAAUUUGUUCAGCCCGGUGCUGGUUUCUGAAAACUGCCCAGAGAACUGCUCCAUCCACACCAAAACCAAAUACACUUAUUAUUAUGGAAAGAGAAAAAAGAUCAUUAAACCCCCAAUUGGAGAGAGUAACAUUGAAAGUGGACAUCCUAAACCAUCCAGAAGAAGAAAACGACGAAGAUCCAUCUUUGUACAAAAGAAACGGAGGUCAUCCGCUGUGGACUUCGCUGCAGGCUCUGGGGAGGAAAGUGAAGAGGAGGACGCAGAUGCCUUGGAUGAUGACACUGCUAGUGAGGAGACUGGCUCUGAGCUCCGAGAUGACCAGAUAGACAUCUCCUCAGCAGAAGUGCCCUCAGCACGGCCCCGGAGGGCUGUUACUCUGCGGAACAGCUCAGAGCCCCCUCGCCGGGCGCCCGUGGAGAGGGCACGAAGGGGCCGUCCGGUGCCCGCUACUCCCUCUGCUGAGGAUGGGGACAAGGGUCCACCUGCCAAGCCUGAAGGCCCAGAGGACAUGAAACAGGAGGACGAGGAAAGGCUCGUCCUGGAGAGCAACCCACUGGAGUGGACAGUCACCGACGUGGUACGGUUCAUUAAGUUGACAGACUGUGCCCCCUUGGCCAAGAUCUUCCAGGAGCAGGACAUUGAUGGCCAGGCGCUCCUCCUGCUGACUCUUCCUACUGUGCAGGAGUGCAUGGAACUGAAGCUGGGACCCGCCAUCAAGCUGUGUCAUCAGAUUGAGAGAGUUAAAGUGGCUUUCUAUGCCCAGUACGCCAACUGACCCUCUCCAAAAGUGGCCCAUUGCCUUUGCAGUUUAAUAUUUGUGAAGGGUUUCAGGACUGAUAUUUUUAUUUUUCUGGGAUAUGUGAAAUAGUGCAUCCACUAUGUAUCACCAGAAAACCAGAAGCCAAGGACCUCGUUCAUUCACCAGCCUGUUUGAUGUUUCCAUCUUUUUAAAGCACAGUGAAGCACCACAGCCAUGACUUCAGGGGAGUGGAUUACAGUCCUGCAUCAGACUCUGCCAGGCAUAGGAAGAGCUUCUUCUUAUGCCCACAGUUCGCCUUUCUCCCACCCUAAACCAGGCAGCUUCCUUUGAGUAAGGUUUCUUAAACUGAGGCCCACAUUCUCUUAGAACUAAGUUGGGCAAAGUUGACGUCCUCGGAAAUAUGACCAAGAAAGAUACAUGAUCCCUUGCUGGUAUUUUUUGCUAUGCUCCUUCUCAGGCAUAUUUGUAGAUGUGCCUCACCCAUGGACACAUGUGUAUCUCUUUGGUUGGAUCUUGGUGGCAGCUCCUUUCUCCGAUGCAAGUCAUGUUUGAGGGUAUCAUUAUAAAACACUGUGGUGAACCUUUGUCCUCAGAGGUGCCUUUCAGGAAGAAUGGGGAACCUUGGAAGCUGGCACCAGGAAGUAAUGAGACAAUGGUUCCCAAGUAACUGAAGUUGGAGCACCUAUGGAGAUUCUUCUACUAAAAAACCACAGUAUCCUAAUUUAAUUGUAACCAGAUCAAGGAGUAACUACUACAGGGAAAUAUCGACUUGGAAGAAGCGGUUCAUCAGUUAGCCACAUCUCCUUAGCAGGAUCAUUGCAGCAUGUAGCUGCAAACUAGUCUGUGCAUCCCUUCUGCUCCCCUUGGCCUGGCCUAGAUACACGUGUCCAGCCCGCAUCAGCAGGCAGGGCCCUGGCCAAGUGCAGCAGAGCGUGUCCCGGCACUGCAGUGAGCUGCUUCUCAUUGUGGCCUCGCUCAUGCCCAGCCUGUGAUCUCGGGCACCUUUCAUCACUGCACCUCAGCCCCGUGAAAGGAUGGGCAUAAGCUUUUUGCAGUGUAGCAGCAGGCAUCUGUCUCCCUUUGCCUCCUUCUCACCUAUGCUGGAAGGAAAGUUCAGGUUGACCAAAAGGAGAAAAAGAAAAGAGAAAGAGAGAGAGAGCGAAACAAAAAGAAGCAUCCAGCGAGUCCUGCAGCUGACAGAAUGUGUGCGGUUGCUUGUGAAGUCCCUUAGGCACCAGUGUCAAAUCAGCUAAGAUACCUGCAGGCAGAUCCGUGGCUUUAAGAAGUGGUGGCCUUUGAUGCCCUGCACUUCACCUGCGUGCUUCCUGAGGGGUUCAGCCUGUCCAUGCAAACCCAGAAGGACCGUUCUACUUGGUGGUUGCCUCGCUGCCUUUUUUAAAUGGACACAAGGACACCAAGCAUUUACUUUGUUCUGAAGUGGACACUCAGAGACACCUUACACCUGGGCUUUUUGUUGUUCUUUGUUUUGUAUAAUUAGGUUGAUCUUUUUCUUUCAUUAGAGUUUCAGUCUUUCCAGUGACACGGUGUGAUGGGUUUAUUAGCUGUUCCUGUGUGUUAUUUAUGCCAAGCUUAACAUUCUGUAAUAGCUGCAGGUGAACAUGAAAAACAGAUGUUUUGUGGUGGGAACUUUAUAGUCUUCCCCACAGCAGAUUUCUGUAGUCUGAGGGAAUGAAUCUGACUGGGCACCUUGAUGGGAGGCGCUUGUCCUGUGUGAUGUGAGGAUAGGAAUGUCCUGACAACUCAUGGUUGGCCUGCAGUUAUUUAACUCCUGUCCAACCUAAAAUGUGACUUUCUUACCUCCCUCUCCCUGCCUUCUAGCCAUAUGCUUUUGGCCUUAAAUGCUUAGUCCUGUGGCACUAACUUGCCCAACAUCAGAAAGCAUACCCAUUUCAAGAUCUGUGACAUUUUGCCUGUACUCACUCCUUUAUGAUCCUUCACUGUGGCCUUUUCAAUCUAAGCUGGUUCUGCUGUGUUGGAUGUGAACAUGAGGACAUGAGGCAGCUACAGCUUGGUAUUAUGCUUAGAGAAUCAGUGUCAGUUUUCUGUGCUCUCUCCAGUAAUGGCAUGGAGGCAGAGGUGCUAAUACAUCAGCAGUCUAGGAGUCUCCUUAGUCUCGGCAGAGACCCAGACCACUGCACGUGAGCAAGCCCGAGCAAGAUAUGCUACCAUUGCUGGAAGAAAGAAACCUUUUCCUUCCCAUGGUGCUGAAUGUCCAAGACUGUUCUUAGCCUUCAUUCUUGCAGUUUAACUCAUUUUUCUCCCUGGAUAGUGUCAACCACUUUGUGAACUUCAGCUUUGUAUACAUAUGGCAGCGAGGAAACGGCUGCACCCAGAGCAGAAGAAUGCCAGGCACGGGGGCAACCUGAGCCUUCUUCCCAGCCCUCGCAGAGAGCUGAGAAGCUUUGCAGAAUCAAAGUAAGCUGCCAGUGUCUCCCUGGACAUGGUUUCUUUGGGCAUUCCACCACUGUGGGUGUACUUCUUGACAUCAGCAUCCAUUCUGUGACAGAACUAUAAAGUAGUUUUCACUUCUUUCUACAUUCACUUUCUCCUAGCUUCCUUCCUAAAGAUAGAGAUAGUGUCCAAGGAGGAUUGUGCCAUGUUGUGUCCCUGUUGCUUUGGCAAAUAAAAUAGAUUCGAUACAUACAUUCCAUGCUGCCACACCCCAUGAGCCAAACGUUUCAUGGUCUAAACACCAACAAAUGCUGCCCAUCCCUGGAUGGUGCCAUUUCUUUGAUCGUCUUUUGAGUCCAAAGGCCUCUCUUUUAAACAACUGGGCAGGGUGCAUUGUGCCACUCAUUACCUCCUGGACCUGGCUGAGCAGGCACCUUGUAGCCAGCACUGUGUGUAUAGCCAAGAAACAGAAAUGUCACUUCAGUGUUAGUAAUGAGAGCCCACUGCUCACUUCUGCCCCCAAACUACUUCCUGACUCUGUUUAUGCUGUUGUACACACAUAUCCUGUCUACAGAAAAAAAUAAGCAAAAUUCCAGCCUGAACAGGGAACUACAGGCAUUACAAAACUUCUUUGCUUUUCUACAGCAGUUCCUUUACCACAGAGCUCCAUGGAGAACUCAAGUUGUCAGUUUAAAAAUUAAAUUCCUUUGAUCAGAGUUUGAGUCACUCAUAGUAUUUGAUCUGUACAGCUACUUAGAUCCCUCUACUUUAUUUGAUCAUAUUCAAAGAUCAUUUCCUGUGUGUUCACUUUGAUUUGUUCCUCAAUAAAUUAAAAUGAUCCGAACCUUCACACUGCCAUUUCUGACCUUUACUACAAUCUCAAGAAAGUUGAUUUUGAUCAGCCUUUUGAAGAUCAGUCUGUUCCCUAAUUUAUCAUAGAAUUUUGUGAGGCAAGUACUGAAUUUGCCUUCUAGUUUUCACCAAACACCCUUUAUAAAAGCUGUCCCUCUCUUAGUGUUGCAGCACUAGGGGUUUUCAUACUGGUUUUGUAUUUAUUUCUGUACAUAAGACUAAAACAAAACAAGGAGUGUUAAGGUCUUUGUUGUGGUUUGACAUCAUUGCUGCUUUGGUUUACAAUGGUGAAUGUAGGCUCUAAUUACUCUAUAUUCUUUAGAAAUGUGUUCAAGGAGGAUUGUGUUGUGUUGUGUCCCUAUUGCUUGUGGCAGAGAAGAUGGAUUCUAUACAUACACUCCAUGCUGCCACAACCCAUGAGCCAAAUGUUUCUUGUUCUAAACACCAAGAAAUGAUGCUCCGUACCUGUUGGUACCAUUUUUUGAUCUUCCUUUUGAGUCCAAAGUCCUCUCCUUUAUACAACUGGGCAGUGUCUUUAGAAAGCCGUGAUUGAGUGUGCAAUUAUUUGAAAGAAGAAUAGUAAAUAAAGCUAUGUGUAGUUUUUAAGGUAUACAUUCUGUCUGUGUCUUUCGUGCAAUAACUAAAUAAUAAAGGAAAGCUAUAUUCAUAUUGGCAACUAUUACAAUUUAGUAAUUCUCUUAACUCUGCUUUUAUGGAAAUUACUCCCUUUGACUUGGUAUAAUUUUAAGUUGUCUAAUUCUCAUAGCUUUUAUCAGAAUGACUUACUGGUAUCUGAAACAUGCUAUGAUAAAAUCAAAUUGUUCUACUUGUGAACCGUUUACUUAAAAAUUGUUAAUUGCUGAUAUAUGGCACUGUCUUGGGCUUUGGUUAAAGCCUCUCUAGUUUAAGUGAUAAAUAACAACGCCAACAAUUUUCAGAGCUGGAAUUUUACUGGAUUUGUAGCCUGCGGCCAGCCUUCAGCACCAGUGAGAUGUAGACCAUGUCACAACAAGGCACCAGCCGUGCUUCAUGAGGACUGAAGUGCACUGAAGAAAAAGGAAAGAUUUAGGACAAUCAGUUGCUGAGAAACCACCUUAAGAGGGGAAACUUGAGGCAUUUUUUUUUGAGUUACAGCAGAAGGAAUCAUUUCACUUCUUGUUCAGAAUGGAAGCUAGCAUGAUCUCUAGAAGCAUAAACUGUCCCUAGUUGUGAAUGUCAGGAGCCCUUUAAUUGUGUUGCAUUCCAAUAGUUUGUAUUGAAAUUUGAUUCAUAUCUUGUGUGUUUUGGUGCAUAAAAGGGAAAAACUGGUGUCUUGAAAUUUGCAGGACAGAAGGCAUGCUGUUAGUUUGUUGUAAGAUGGUAUUCUGUAUAUAUGUUUUCAUGUAAAUAAAUGAAAAUCUAUAUCAGAGUUAUAUUUUAAUUUUUAUUCUAAA
Octodon degus (degu) is the source of this 7615-nucleotide messenger RNA. RefSeq names its product Scm like with four mbt domains 2 (gene Sfmbt2). The record is from RefSeq and is a predicted model, not a curated record. The transcript is spliced from 22 exons. Gene Ontology annotation, molecular function: transcription corepressor activity; histone binding. NCBI's taxonomy places the organism in Eukaryota, Metazoa, Chordata, Mammalia, Rodentia, Octodontidae. Gene Ontology annotation, biological process: regulation of DNA-templated transcription. Gene Ontology annotation, cellular component: nucleus. The coding region runs from base 249 to 2933 and encodes 894 amino acids.